Messenger RNA from Anopheles coustani, 3060 nucleotides. RefSeq lists its product as uncharacterized. Lineage: Eukaryota; Metazoa; Arthropoda; Insecta; Diptera; Culicidae. The record is from RefSeq and is a predicted model, not a curated record. The coding region runs from base 2 to 2878 and encodes 958 amino acids. The transcript has 2 exons.
GAUGGAAAAACGCGAAUCCAAUGAACUGCUUCGUUUUUUAACGAAAAUUGUCAACGAUUACGGAAUAAGUGACUCAAAAGGGGAAGCAGAAGGAAGCAGGAAAUCAACGGAAUCCCGAAAGAGAAAAAAUACCACCGACGAGAACCAAGCCGAUGGUAAAAGGUUCCGCCCGGUAGAGUGGGUUAAUCCUGUACUUAGACCACUGGUGCAAAGCCUGAUCAGUAAUCCGAACAAAACCUACCAGCAGUUCCACCUACAUCACAAUGUGCUCCAGGUUCCACUGCAGCCGAACGUACUUCGAAAUGAAACUCUUUUUAGCCAUUUUGAAAUCAAAACACCGUGGACGGUAGGCCUGCCGGUGCCACUGUACUGCACACCUGGUCCAGGUCCGACGUCACCCGAUCUUAUGGUGCGGCAAGUUCUCGCAAAGUACAACUAUAAGCGCGAGCUGACCAGCGUACAUCGGUCAUACAAGCUCAUCGAGACGCACCGGACGCGGCCGGACCUGGAUCUACGGGAGGUUGAGGAAGACCCUACCGUCAAGAAUAGCGCCGCUGUCAUUUAUGCAGGCCUUCUCGAUCGAGACCCCGAUCCGUACCUUUUGCUCGAAUCCGGCUAUGACUAUCACUUUACUGGUGGUUCCAUGGCCACCAUCGUUGCACCGGAAGGCAGCAGGACGCUCGCCACCGUAUUCGCAGCGUGUGGAGGAAAUCUCGAAGAGGUGAACAUCAUUCAGCUCGACCACCUCGGCUCGGAAGUGCCAAACAAAAUUGAGGCCAAAAAGUCAGCCAACUACCUAUCGGAAGAUGCUGGUCCGGUACUGGAGAUAACUGCCGACCCCGGAGGGCGUUGUGUUCUCAUCCGGAAGCGUCAUACUAUUGUUGUUCUUCGUAACGUACCCAGUGGUAGACAGGAAAACGAUGAAGAACUGAGCACUAUGUCGUCCGACGAUACGGAAUGGCGUGCAACUCAACGUAUCCGUUCGAAGGUGCCCUUCGCUAGCGUUUGCAUGGUCAAUUUCGGUUUCCUAGUUAGACGUACGAUCAGCAUUUGUACGGUAGACUACAGGAGACAUAUACGGUUAUGGCAAAUCGAUCGUAAAGCAGAUCCUGUCGAAAAAUGUACCAAGAAACUGCCAAGGAAUGAAGGCCGCUUGGAAAAGAAGACGGAAGAAAUUCGAAAGGAAGACAACUGGGCGGCGGUGAGGUGUGUAGACGGACGUUCUUUGGUUGCCUGCUUGAACCGUCAUCAGAUUCACCUUUACUCAAUCCGAGAGGAAACCGACAGUUGCGUUGAUUGUAGCGAUUCGGAUGAGGAAGUGGAAAGCCCUAACGCCACGUUCGUGUUACGGGGAAGUUCCAGCAUAUCUCAAUGGACUAUGGCAUGUGAAAGAGCGAGCGCCCUCGAAGUAGCGCCGUCUGAGAGACUUAUCUUUAUAGCCACGUGCCAUAAGAUUAUUGUUGCAAACGUGGAAAGUCUCGAAUGCGACAAAGCGAGUAGCUCAUCAUCCAGCUCGAUCAACGAUGAAAGCAUGUUACGAGUCAACGUUUUGAUAGUGUUUGCACACAACCUUCAACAGCGGCCAGCGUUCAUGAGUCACGUUGCAUACGCUGGGAGCGAUGAAACGGAUGAGGAGAGUGGACAUCAACAUUUCCUUUUGGUCGGUAGCCAUUUGCCGAUGAGUUACGGUGUGUGUUCGUUCACGAAAUCAUGCAUCAAGGGUUCGGCCUCCGAAAAACCACAAUACUACACCCGGCACCUUCCACUGCAUCCACCGACGUUCCAUGACGCUUACAGGAAAGCUCAGGCGAGUGGCCACUGCCUCAGUACCCACGAGCCACUGAAGCGGCGUUUCUAUGCCUGCCAGUCCGGAAUGGUGCUGCUUCCGGCGAAUGGAAAUGGCGGCGAAGAAGAAGAUGGCUACCCUCAUAUUAUUUUACUAACAUCGGGUGGAGAUUUAUUGCAUCAAAAAAUAGUCACAAAGCGACCGGAGCAAGACUCAUCAUCGGCGAGCGAUCUUACACGAUCCCGGAUAGGACAUUCGAACGUUACGGAAGAGCUGCACCAUUGGCACGAGAAGCUGCUGCUGGAUGAAUCGAUAAAACCCAAACCGUACAAGGCAACCGAUUUUAGAACGUUAAAAAGGUUUCGCGACAUCUUUAACUGCACGCACGACCCAAACGAGCUAAAGGACAUCGUAUUUCGCCCUCCAACCAAAAAAUGGUCUAGAGGGCAGCGCGAAAAGCAGGCCGAUUUGAGUGCGCAAAUGUGCAGGGAGCCAAGUCCCACGAGGUCCAUUUCAUCCGUCUCCGAUACAUCCUUGUCGGCUUCAGCUGCGGGUGAUUAUGUCUCUGCCCGGGCGACAGUUUCCAACGGUCCUCGGCAACGACCAGAGCCUCUAGCCUGGCGUCAAACAAUCGAGGAACUGCAGGAAUACAAGGAUGUCCUAGCGCCCGGAAUGCUAGCCGUUUGGGGCUACGGUGGACCAGUUGGUGGAACGUUUGCCCAAGGCUUCCCGGAGCAAAUUCCUACCAAGCUGCCACCCUACCAGAACGUGAACGAGCGAGUUGGUAGCUGGGUUGCGAAGACGACUUCUGCCGAACAGUUUGGAUUGGGUAGGGCCGAUGAACACAUGAGUGAGAUUCAGGACGAAAUACCGUACGACGAAUUUGGGCUACAACCGUGGCAAGAACCGAAAAACGCCAAUAAGGUUGAACUACCAAACCAAUUCCAACGGUUGCGCGAUGAACAACUGAUGGAAGUAAUCUCGCAGAAUGACACGGCAUCACUUUCUCGAGCAGUUUUCGAAGUCCAAGCGGAACCGAAACCUUCCACCACUACCCGUCCGGCGAAGAAAAAGUAUGUGAAAGGUUUCUGAUCACAAACUCUGGCGGCCAUCGAUGGACCGUCAAGUGCAUGGUGACGCAUUUAUGUGUGUAUGAAAAAAGUUUUUAAAAUAUAAAAUAUAUUUUAACCUUUAAACGAAUCAGUAAUUAUUUGGAAAACUCCAUUUCAUAAUAUUUAUAACUCGCAAUAAACCGUCUGUUUCGUUUCUGUUCU